AGCAGGACAACAAAACAUGCCAACAUGGCGGCUUGCAUGAGUGAAAACGGUGCAGAUGGAAAACUGGAGUUCUUCUUAAAAGUCCCGUUUCCGACUGAAAGAGAGGCAAAUAUCGCCCUGCAGUCUUUAUCUCCAGAUCCCGAACCCAGAAAAGGAGGAAUCAGCAAAAGUCUGUGCGUUUCAGGACAAACGCUGUCUGUGAGCUGGGCUGCAGAUGAAGCUCGUAUUCUCCGGGUUUCUGUCAGUUCAUUCUUGGACCAUUUGUCUCUAGUGAUGGAAACCAUGGAUGCUUUUGGACCGCCUGUUUCACAGUGAAGCUCAGAGAGACAAAACAGCAGAAAUGUGGAUGCAGAUACUGUUUGCACUGAGAAACAUCUGUUCAGUAUGGACUCCGAAAGCAUAAUAAAGGUGCUUUGAGAAAUGAGAUACAUUAUAAAGUCCUAUAGGAUUAUUCCAUUUUUUUUAUAAAUAGGCUAAUUUUACAGCUCUCCUCGAGUUAAACAGUUGAGUUUUACCAUUUUUGAAUACAUUCUCAGUCUGGCGGGACCACUUUUAGCUUAGCUUAGCAUAGAUCAUUGAAUCAGAUCAGACCAUUAGCAUCUUGCUCAUAAGUAGUCUUAAUUUUACAGCUCCCCUAGGGUUAAACAGUUGAUUUUUAUCUUUUUUAAUUACAUUCAGCUGAUCUCUGGCAAUUUUUUUAGCUUAGGUUAGCAUAAAUCAUUGAAUCAGAUUAGACAAUUAGCAUCUCACUCCAAAAUAGUCUAAUUUUACAGUUCCCCUAGGAUUAAACAGUUGAUUUUUACCGUUUUUAAAACACAUUUUAGUCAAUCUUUGGGUCUGGCAGGAGCACUUUCAGCUUAGCUUAGCAUAGAUCAUUGAAUCGGAUUAGACCAUUAGCAUCUUGUUCAAAAAAUGGUCUAAUUAUACAGUUCCUGUAGGGUUUAACAGUUGAAUUUUUAGCAUUUUUUAAUAUGUUCAGUUGAUCCUUUGGUCUGGUGGGAGCAUUUUUAGCUUAGCAUAGAUCAGUGUUUCCCAACCCUGUUCCUGAAGGCACACCAACAGUACACAUUUUCAACCUCUCUCUAAUCAAACACACCUGAAUCAACUUAUCAUAACAUCAGAAGAGACUCCAACACCUGAAGUUAAUGGGUCAGAAAAGGGAGACAUCUAAAAUAUGUACUGUUGGUGUGCCUCCAGGAACAGGGUUGAGAAACACUGGCAUAGAUCAUUGAAUCGGAUUACACCAUUAGCAUCUUGCUCAAAAGUAGUCUAAUUUUAAAGCCCCUAGGGUUAAACAGUUGAUUUUUACCAUUUUUAAAACAAAUUUUAGUCAAUCCUUGGGUCUGGCAGGAGCACUUUCAUCUUAGCUUAGCAUAGAUCAUUGAAUCGGAUUAGACCAUUAGCAUCUUGUUCAAAAAAUAGUCUAAUUAUACAGUUCCAGUAGGGUUUAACAGUUGAGUUUUCAGCAUUUUUUUAAUAUGUUCAGAUGAUCCUUUGGUCUGGUGGGAGCACUUUUAGCUUAGCAUAGAUCAUUGAAUCGGAUUAGACCAUUAGCAUCUCACUCAAUAAAAUAUGUAAUAAAUAACUCAUUCUGGCAUAAUAAUCAAGGAACUUUGCUGCCAUAUCAUGGCUGCAGCAGACGCAAUAGUAUUAUGUGGUUAUGUUUGACAAUAGUUAGUCGAUUUUCAGGAGCUGCGUAAUAUCACAAUCCUUGAUUAUUACGCCAGGAUGAGUAUAGUUCCUGUAUCACCCUUUAACAGCAACUUUUGAUUUUCUGUCCGUUUUAGUUCACAAUCUAACUACAGAAGAGUCUAGCUUUAAAUAAAAAAAAUUAUCUAAAUUCUUUAAUCAUUUUUGAGUAAACCGCUAAUGGUCUAAUCUGAUUCAAUGAUUUAUGCUAAGCUAAGAUAAAAGUGUUCCCAGGGAUUGGCUGAAUGAAUUUAAAAAUGAUUAAUCUCAAGUAUUUUACCCUAGUAGAACUGUAAGAUUAGAUUUUUGAUCGAGAUGCUAAUGGUCUAAUCCGAUUCAAUGAUUUAUGCUAAGCUAUGUUAAAACUCCUCCAGCUAAAACUGAAGAUAGUCUGAAUUUGGUAAAAAUCCACUUUUUAACCCUAUAGAAACUGUAUAAUUAGACUUUUUUUGAGUGAUAUGCUAAUGGUCUAAUCCGAUUCAAUGAUUUAUGCUAAGCUAAGCUAAAACUGCUACAGCCAGAUCCAAAGAUCAUCCGAACGUGUUAAAAAUUGAAAAAAAAAAAAAAAAAAAAAAAAAAAAUCAACUGUUUAACCCUAGGGGAACUGUAAGAUUAGACUAUUUUUGAGCGAGAUGCUAAUGGUCUAAUCCGAUUCAAUGAUUUAUGCUAAGCUAAGCUAAAAGUGUUCCCGCCAGACCCAUUGAUCAUCUUAAUGUAUUAAAAAAAGGUAAAACUUCUCGUUUAACUCUUGGUGAACUAAAAUUAGACUAUUUUUUCCAAGAAUGUGGUGUUCCUUUAAGAAAACAGAUCCAAAAGAAACAAGAUCCACAGCGUUGUCAUUUGAAUAAAGAUUUAUUUAUGAGCAUUGUUGAAGAAACAAUACAGAGAGAUGAUCGAACAGCGUUCUAGGAAAGGUCAUUGUUUUAUAAAAGAGGGACAGAUGUGUUUAUUGGUUUCUAUUGGCAGACGUCACUACGAUUCUCUGAUCGAAAUCAUCUACAAUACUGGAGGAUGGAAAUAAAGAUGUUAAAAAGAAAUCAAA
Danio aesculapii is the source of this 2731-nucleotide messenger RNA. Its product is annotated as EKC/KEOPS complex subunit LAGE3. The transcript has 3 exons. The record is from RefSeq and is a predicted model, not a curated record. NCBI's taxonomy places the organism in Eukaryota, Metazoa, Chordata, Actinopteri, Cypriniformes, Danionidae. Bases 25 to 315 code for a protein of 96 amino acids. Gene Ontology annotation, cellular component: EKC/KEOPS complex.